UUUCUUUCGUCCCCUAGGUACGAAAUCCGGGUGUCUUGCUACGUACCUUGUGGUUCGAUUAUAGGUACUUAUAUUUGUGGACUUGUCGUAACCUCCCUCGGCAUAUAAUGCAACUGCCUGUACGGAGUACGGAUAAGACACUAGCUGCGUGUAGGGACUUUUGUAUAUCGGCGAGCACGGCAACGAUAGCCCCUUUUGAGGCAUCGCUGUCGUGAGUCACUGAAGUGCUCAUAUCGGCAGAUACACAUUUGCUUUAAAUACCAACUCAUAAGCUGGAGACAUCUCAUUUUCUGGACUGUCGAAGUAAGCCCGAGUUACACUACUUCUAGUCUGCUGUUCUUGUUUGAAACAUCACAAACACUUGCGCCUUGGAGAACACCACUUGAUCCGACGAACUUGCUAUCUACUUCAAGGAGCACCCACCAUGGCCAACACAAGAAAGUUAACAGCAACUUCGCCAACAUGCGAGGAGCCGGGAGCAAGAAUACUCGAGACACAAAGACUCAUCCUCCGUCGAUUCUAUCCGUCCGAUGCAGAAGUCAUGUCCCAAGCAGCUGACAACAAGUCCAUCUCCAAAAACCUGCGCGAUGGUUUCCCAUCCCCUUACACACUGGCCGAUGCAUUGUAUUUUAUCAACAACGUAGCCAACAAAUUUGAUGGUGCUGGUCAACACUGUGGCAUCUUUGUCAAGGCCAACACAACAGAGAACCCUUCGUCGGAACCGAUCUUUAUAGGCACUAUAGGCAUGAUGGCCAAGAACGACGUUUAUUUCCGCACGUGGGAGAUGGGCUACUGGUUGGCUGAGACAGCCUGGGGAAAAGGCUAUGCAACUGAAGCUGCCAAGGCGCUCAUACGAUGGUGCUUCGAAACAUGGCCCGAGUUAAACAGGAUCGAGGCGUGUGCCUAUGGGGGCAAUAAAGCAAGCCAGAAUGUACUGAGGAAGUCUGGACUCUUCGAAGAAGGCACCAGGAGAGGUGCUGUUUGCAAGAAUGGGGAACUGGUAGACGAGGUUCUGUUUGGUCUGUUGAGGAACGAACUACAUAUAGCUGAAUAGGAGUAAAGGAAGAUACAGACCUGACACUGAAAAGAUAACACUUACAAUACAGAUUCGUUUAUCAUAUCAAUCAGAACGCUAGUUCAACUUGACAUUAGGC
This is a messenger RNA of Fusarium verticillioides 7600, 1154 nucleotides long. RefSeq lists its product as hypothetical. The transcript has a single exon. NCBI's taxonomy places the organism in Eukaryota, Fungi, Ascomycota, Sordariomycetes, Hypocreales, Nectriaceae. The record is from RefSeq and is a predicted model, not a curated record. The coding region runs from base 425 to 1054 and encodes 209 amino acids. Gene Ontology annotation, molecular function: acyltransferase activity, transferring groups other than amino-acyl groups.